AUGGCGGCGGAGGCGGCGGGCGCUGAAGCGCUGCUGCCUGGGCAGCUGCGGCGCCUCGCCGAGGCGCAGGCGGCCCUCACUGAGCGGCGGGGGCGGGGUGGGUGGGGCCUGCCCGGGGUGCCUCCGGGGGCCUCCCCAUGGCAGUGGCCCCUGGGGUUCCCCACGCAGCAGGGGAGGCCGCAGCGCGGGGCCCUGGGGCGACCGGGCGGCACUUGGGUAGCCUGGGCCGGGUGGGGGCGGUCUCCCAGACUGGGGUCCCCAAGGCCGCCCGGCCGUGCUGGCCCUGACGCCCUGCCGCGGCUUGCCUUCCAGGAGAGCUUCGUUAGCCGGGCGGAUUACGACGCCGUGGUGAGGAGGCUGCAGGAAGAGGAGAGCGCGCACGCGAGGACCAAAGACCUGCUCACCAAGGAAUCGGAGAAGCUGGACUUUGCGCUGGGCGAAGUGGAGGUUUUGUCCCGGCAGCUCAAGAGAGAAAAACAGAUCUUUGAGAAAACGCUUGACAGCGUUAAGAGUAAAGCACUUGCAGAACUGACACAAAAAGACAAGUUAAUAAACAAAUGCAAUGAAAUAAAAAGCCACAUCGUGAAGCAGGAGGAUGUGCUGAAGGACAAGGAGAAGGAGAUCCAGGCGCUGCAGCGCUGCAUCACCCAGCAGAAGCGGAUGCUCAAGACCCAAGUGUCCGAGUUAAAGAUACAGAAGCAGCAAGAAUUGUACAUAGCUCAAGUGCUAGAAAAGAAGCAGAGGAAAGGUUUCAAGUGAUUACACAAGAAGCUCCCCUAAAUCUACACAGCUUGAGAUACACGUGCCUGCUGUUAGGACACCGGGACCUGUAGCUAACAACGCAAGGACCUUUCCCUUCGCCCAGCAGCGCUGACUGUGUUGGAACAGCCACGUGCUCCAACACGCUGUGCAGACCAGCCAGCUACAUACGCAUCCUGGAGGCACCUGUCCCCAGAGGUCUUCCCUCCAGCUGCAUCGCAUCCAGUGAGACCUGAUCUUCAGUCCCAGUGCAGUCAUUCCCCUUGCGGCUGUGAGUCCCCUGCGAGGCACUGAAAGCAGAGGUUAUUUCACCUCUGGCACUGUCCUGGACAGAGCCUGACUGGCUGCGGGGCUGAGCGUGCACCAGCGGGUCUGAGCUAGUGGUGCCUGAGUCACUCUCACAGUAAGAACGGGUUUGCCGUAAGCAACAGGGCUGUUUCUGCAUCGAGGUUCACAGCUGGGAGGGGAAAAGCCCUUCGAUCUCACAGCAGGGCUGCUUGUGCCCUGCUUUCCCUCACCACAGCAUCAAAACCAGUCUGCUGGGUGGCAAAGCCUUGCCAAAGCUGUGCCCCGUCUGCGGGGAGUGCAGGCUGCGUAGACCAACGGAGCCACUGCGAAUGAAUGGUUUUACCUUAUCCAGUGCAGCUUCUCCUUCACCAGCCCCCACAGCCUGUUUCCCUUGUACCUUCCCUGCAGUUUGCUCCCUUCCUCCACUCCCUUGCCCUCAGCGGUGGUACCGCAGAUGUGGCAUCAAUGACUCCAGCACCCCAAAUGCAGCAGGAAAGCAAACCUGGCAGUGGGUCUGCCCUCCUCAUCCCGGCUAUGCCAGAGACAGCAGAGCAGACCCCACUGCCGUGACCCCCCCAAGAGGGGGUCCCUCAGCUCCAAGCGGUGCUCGGCGCCCCAGACACCAUUUGUCCUGCCAGGAAGUGUCUGGGCUGGCUUGGCACGCGUGGCUGCCCGAGCGUUAUAAGAAAGCACGGUCUGGUCUGUGCACCAAACCCUGCCUGAGCUGGGUCAGCUGGGCCGGCUGGCAGCGAGGGGCUGGGGCAGCGAGCUGGGGGCUCGCACUGGGCUCUGCUCACCGCCAACUGCCAGGCUCUCCACUCCCGCUGCAGCCCACGUUUUUGCCUUGCUGCAGAACAGCUCAGCGGGGACAGCAGCAGGGCCUGCGCCCCCUCUCCCCCGAGCACAAAUCCCGCUGCAGGACAAGGCCAUGGCAGCGCAGGCAGCUCGGCCCGCUGCCCCGCCGAGCGCUGGCUGCACGCGUCCCGCCUGGCACCACGUCAAGGCCGGGGCGAGCGGUGACUCAGCAGGCGCCUGCUGGUGCCACGGGCCCACGAUGAGCCGGCCCCACGGGGCUGGGCCACGCCGGCGAGCCGCAGGCUGAGAGCUGGUGCACUCCGGGCUGGCAGCCCCCGUGGCAGUCCCUGCACAUGGGGGUCACUGGUAAAGCCCUUUGGCACCAGGUGAUGGCUCUGCAAGAGCCAUCGCUGAUUGCUGGGGCUGCAGAAAGCCACCGCGCCGGCGAGCGCUGGUCACCGCACCAGCAAGUGCUGCAUUGCUGCAGCAGCUCUCCUCCGCUCCCCACCGCAGCAGGAGGCCACAGAUGCUAUGGGGCAGGCACAGCGCCGAAGGGACUCGCGUUCAGCAGCAAAGGGUUAAACAGCAGGGCAGUUAUUGAGUAAAGUUUGUCAUGCCUUUC
Messenger RNA from Dromaius novaehollandiae (emu), 2464 nucleotides. RefSeq names its product spermatogenesis associated 24 (gene SPATA24). The record is from RefSeq and is a predicted model, not a curated record. Gene Ontology annotation, cellular component: nucleus; cytoplasm. Lineage: Eukaryota; Metazoa; Chordata; Aves; Casuariiformes; Dromaiidae. Gene Ontology annotation, molecular function: DNA binding. The coding region runs from base 1 to 759 and encodes 252 amino acids. The transcript has 6 exons.